Messenger RNA from Didymosphaeria variabile, 732 nucleotides. RefSeq lists its product as uncharacterized. The coding region runs from base 1 to 732 and encodes 243 amino acids. Lineage: Eukaryota; Fungi; Ascomycota; Dothideomycetes; Pleosporales; Didymosphaeriaceae. The record is from RefSeq and is a predicted model, not a curated record. The transcript is spliced from 3 exons.
AUGCGUGGAUUCAUUGCUGCUACUCUCUUCACCGCCGCCAUUGCGGCCCCCAGCUACGGCCAGCCCAGCUACGGCUCUGGUUACAGCACUGGCGAGGAGUCCUCCGCCCCUGCUGUCUCCUACCCGGCUGAGACCCCCACCCCUGAGGUGCCCAGCUACCCGGUCUCUACCCCCGAGGCUGCUUCCUCUACCGCCUACGUGCCUGAGGUGCCCUCGGAGACUCCUGAGGUCCCUGGCUACGGUACUCCUUCUUCCUCCGCCUACGUGCCGGAAGUCCCCUCUUCGUCCGCCUACGUCCCGAUGCCUUCUUCGUCCGCCUACGAGGUUCCCUCUUCGUCCGCCUACGUGCCCGAAGUGCCCUCCUCGUCUGCCUACGAGGUCCCGUCGUCGGUCCCGGCUGUCCCUGAGACUUCGGCGUACCCCACCAUGCCGGUGCCCGCUCCCAGCAGUGAGUGCACAACUCAGACCACCGUCACUGUGACCCUUCCUUACGAGACUCCCUCAGGCACCCCCGCUGUCCCUGUUGUCCCCAGCGGUACUGCUCCCGGUUACCCCGUAGCUCCCGUCCCAACUGGCUCGUCGCCUUCUUCGGCCCCGUACCCCGUUGCCCCGGCUCCCUACCCUCGGCGCCCGCUGGAACCCACCACUACUGAUUAUUUCACCGGUGCUGCUUCCGUCAACACCGUUGGCUUCGUUGCUGGUGUUGGUGCUUUCGCUGCUUUCUUCUUGUAA